AUGCUGAGGCUAGUGCUGUUGUUUAAUGUUCUAGGAAUAACUGUUCUUGGUGGUGAAAAUUCUAAGCGACUGGACCUCGGAAUUUAUGUCAAGUCAGUUACUGAAGGAGGUGCUGCCUGGAAAGAUGGCAGACUGAAGGCUGGUGACAGAAUUUUAGCUGUAAAUGGCCAAAGUCUAGAGAGAGUUACACAUGAGUAUGCUGUGUCUAUCCUUAAGAACGUCACAAGCCCUGUGGAACUUAAAGUAUCACAGAGUUCAUAUCUUGUCUCUUCAUUUGAUCUUUCCAAUAUUCCAAAUGCAAGCUCAAUCAAUGAGGAGCCCCCAAGCCUUGAAGUCAAACCUCUGACACCACGUGACACAACAACAGCUGCACAAGAGAACCGACAAAGCCAAACACCAAAAGACCCUUCUCCAGAGCCCCACCCUUCAACAUUAGCAUUUCCUUCAGAGGAUGAACCAGUGACAAUGAUUUCUAAAUCAAUUCCUCCAUCUGUAGUGUCAACUUCUUCAUCAGCUUCAGCAAAGCAGACAGACCGCAGACAGCAAAGGCAAGAUUUUGUUGAUUCACAAAAGGCUAUGCAAGACAAUUCCAGUUUAGAAUCAGCUGAUAUCAGAGAGCCUAAAACUCAAACAAGAGGUCACAGUACACCUUUUGAGGCAAAUGUCAUUCAAAGUUCACUAUUGUCAGCAGCUGUCCCAUUGGUCUCUGCAAGUGUUGCAAGCCCCCAGGGGGAGUCCCCUGGUGCAAGGCAGGAAUCAUUGAGUGGAGAUGAGAGUGGAGUCUACAGUGAAGAUGCCUUGCCUGAAAAAGCCUUUGUAGUUGACUUGGAGAAGAGAGAUGGAGGCCUGGGUUUGAGUGUCAGUGGUGGAAUAAACACCAGUGUCAAGCUUGGUGGAAUCUACAUAAAGUCCCUUCUUCCCAAUGGUCCAGCUGAUAUGGACGGCAGGAUACAAAUUGGUGACCGUAUCCUGCAGGUGAAUGGUAUCAGUCUUGUGGGCGUCACACACAAACAGGCAGUAGAGACUAUAAAAAUGGCUCCUUAUAGGACAAGACUUAUCCUGGAUCGAUCAGUUGCUGUUAAUGUUCCUAAGUCAUCUGGGAAGAAAACUAGGUCCCAUCCCCCUGACAAGCCAUUUGUGGUAGAGCUUUCAAAGGGUGUAGGAGGCCUUGGCCUUAGUUUGGUUGGUGGCAAGGGAGCUGGGGAGGAGCAUGGAGGUUUCCUAAGAAUCAAGAAGAUGUUUCCAGGGCAACCAGCAGCAGCUUGCGGUAAACUUCAGAUUGGUGAUAUUGUUCUAGAAGUUAAUGGAAAGGACAUGCAAGGUGUAACUCACCAAGAAGCCAUCAAUCAAAUUCGCAUGGGUCCUCAAGAAGUAAGGCUUCUUGUCAAACGAGACCCAUCCUCUAUUCCUCCCUCCCUGUUACAAAGAUCAGGCUCUAAUGCCAGCGAUGUGGACCCCGCACAAAUUCUGGCAGACAUCCAGAACAAGCUUAAAACUGAUCACUCACCAUCAUUGAGCAAGAGGUCUUCUGAUUCAUCAACUAGGGAAAAGCCUUUGCUUAGAGAAGAAGUUGUUAGGGUGCAAGAAGCAUCUGCCACUGAAGCUCCUGUUAGUUUGAGGUCUAGUUUGAUGACCAAUGAACCAGUAAAAUAUCCUCAUUUAUCAGAGUCCAGUCACCCUAACCUCACCAACAGACUCUCUGAACCAGUCAUGCAGGUUAAGAAAGAACACUACUCUCUGACUCCAACAAAUUCUCUUCCUAAUGUUGUAUCAGUCAGACCCUCUGAAAGUCCAAAAAUCAACCGACAAGCCGCUAUUCAACAAAGUGAAGAUGAAGAUGCUGAUGUAUCAUCUGUUGGUGAUGCUCCAUUAGCUGAAGAUGAAUCUAGUGAUGUUGAAGACUCAAGGAGGUCUUCCUCUGUUGACAUCAUUCCUCGUGAUCGUUCUAUUUAUGAUGAGGAAAGCGUGAAGGAGCUUAUGGGAAAGUUGUCCUCCAUUGAAUCCACAGAGGAGGAACCAGUUGAACCAGAAGUCACAGAAUCAACACAAAUGUCUGUUGUAAGCAGUGAGCCACCUUUGCAGAGUGAAGCCUUUCCUUCUCCUUCCUCAUCAGAGUCAGAGUCUGAGGAAAGCGAUGUGGAGGAAGCACUGAUGAUUGACAAAAGGGAGGAAGUGUCUGCUUCCACAUCAGGGGUUGAGGAUGACAAAGAACCAGCCAGCAUGACUCCUCAGGAAGAGAUAUUACACAUAGAGUUGGUGAAAGGUUCAGGUGGUCUUGGCUUCACUCUGUCAGGAGGGGCAAACACUGUAGGUGGUUGCUUUGUUCGUGACAUUGUUGGUGGUCCAGCUAAGGAGGAUGGCCGUCUUCAACAGGGAGAUCAGAUACUCAUGGUAAGGAAACUAUUCAAAGGGAAAGAACCUACAGAAAAGUUUAUUCUGUACUUUAGGGUCAAGUUUUAUGUGGAAAACAUUGCUCUUAUAAGUUAUCAAAAGACCAUUCACCAGUUUUACCUUCAGCUGCGGGAUGACGUAUUGAGUGGGCAGCUCUAUUGUCACGAGGAAGCAUCCUUUAAUCUUGGAGGACUUGCACUUCAGGCAGAAACAGGAGACUACAAUGAUACACUUGGUGAUGAGUACUUCCUUCCAGAACAUUACAUUCCAAGCAGGAUAAUAGACACGUUUUCAGUUGAUCAUGCUAUGCAAGAGCUGCCACGUGUCCACAAAACUUUCCGUGGUCUGUCAGAUGAAGAGGCAGAGCUGGAAUUUAUAAAAGAGGCUCAGAAACUUCAAGAAUAUGGAAUCCACUUUUACAAAGUACAGAGACGUAUGUCACACAAAGGAGGAACAAAGCCUAAGAAGAGCGAUAAGGAGACAGUUUGGCUUGGAAUAUGCGUCCGUGGAGUUACAGUCUAUGAGGCCCGUGGACAUAUGAAAUUCCCCACUGAUAGACAUUCUUGGCCAAUGACAAAAAAGCUCUCCUUUAAGAAAAAGAAGUUCUUCAUAGAACCAAGAGGAAAUCCUGAUCCACCAAAGAUGACGUUCUACACAAAUCAUUAUAAAAAGUGGGUAGAAGCCUGGGUUAAUAAUCUGAACUUUAGAUUUCUUGUUCCAUUGAGUUUGCAUUUUUCUUACUUAGAUGAACCCCAACACAGGGUGCAAAAUGGCUCAGUGGAACAAGCUUAUAGACAGUCACCAUACAUUAGAGAUCGAGAGCCUUCCAAAGAACAGCCAUCAUCGUUCGCUGAAAAGGGUCUUCCACGACAGAGAAGCGUGGAAAGUGACCAGUUACCAAAUGACGUUUUACGACGCCCGUCUAGAGAUUAUGAAACUGAAAGCAGGAGGCGGUAUUCAGCAAGUGACGAGUCAGAAGAUAGCAUGGUGUACCAUAUGCAGAAAGACUUCACACCGGAGGGACUGUCUGAAUCAUCACCGAGGCAGCUGUCGCAAGACAUGGAUGAUGAGAGAGAUGUUGAUAUGCCUUACGUUAUUGAUUCCACAUUAAACUCCCAAACACUGCAGCAAGUGAAGAACACAGAUUUGAUUGCUGAAUCUCAAGGCAAGGACAGUAGCAGUUCUGAGGUAUUUGCAUCUCCUGACCGGCAAAUUCGUGUUAUCAAGUUCAACAAAGAACCGGGAAAAUUAUUAGGAAUAACUGUUCUUGGUGGUGAAAAUUCUAAGCGACUGGACCUCGGAAUUUAUGUCAAGUCAGUUACUGAAGGAGGUGCUGCCUGGAAAGAUGGCAGACUGAAGGCUGGUGACAGAAUUUUAGCUGUAAAUGGCCAAAGUCUAGAGAGAGUUACACAUGAGUAUGCUGUGUCUAUCCUUAAGAACGUCACAAGCCCUGUGGAACUUAAAGUAUCACAGAGUUCAUAUCUUGUCUCUUCAUUUGAUCUUUCCAAUAUUCCAAAUGCAAGCUCAAUCAAUGAGGAGCCCCCAAGCCUUGAAGUCAAACCUCUGACACCACGUGACACAACAACAGCUGCACAAGAGAACCGACAAAGCCAAACACCAAAAGACCCUUCUCCAGAGCCCCACCCUUCAACAUUAGCAUUUCCUUCAGAGGAUGAACCAGUGACAAUGAUUUCUAAAUCAAUUCCUCCAUCUGUAGUGUCAACUUCUUCAUCAGCUUCAGCAAAGCAGACAGACCGCAGACAGCAAAGGCAAGAUUUUGUUGAUUCACAAAAGGCUAUGCAAGACAAUUCCAGUUUAGAAUCAGCUGAUAUCAGAGAGCCUAAAACUCAAACAAGAGGUCACAGUACACCUUUUGAGGCAAAUGUCAUUCAAAGUUCACUAUUGUCAGCAGCUGUCCCAUUGGUCUCUGCAAGUGUUGCAAGCCCCCAGGGGGAGUCCCCUGGUGCAAGGCAGGAAUCAUUGAGUGGAGAUGAGAGUGGAGUCUACAGUGAAGAUGCCUUGCCUGUGAGUGUUAAAUGAUUUUGCGAUGUAAUAUGUAUGGGUUAUUGACCAAGUGUGAGGUCAAAAUGGCUGGAUAUUGGC
Messenger RNA from Orbicella faveolata, 4494 nucleotides. RefSeq names its product tyrosine-protein phosphatase non-receptor type 13-like. The record is from RefSeq and is a predicted model, not a curated record. Gene Ontology annotation, molecular function: protein tyrosine phosphatase activity; protein binding. Gene Ontology annotation, cellular component: cytoskeleton. Gene Ontology annotation, biological process: protein dephosphorylation. NCBI's taxonomy places the organism in Eukaryota, Metazoa, Cnidaria, Anthozoa, Scleractinia, Merulinidae.